Molecule: messenger RNA, 2051 nt
Organism: Cinara cedri
Lineage: Eukaryota; Metazoa; Arthropoda; Insecta; Hemiptera; Aphididae
Source: the annotation of a GenBank genome assembly
AUGGAUAUAAGUCAAGAAUUUCUUGGUGGUUUCAUUUCUAAACCAAUAAAUAUUAGACGUUUUAAAACUGAAAAUUCUUAUACUAUUGAAUCAGUUAAAUUGUCUAAAGUCAAUGAACGUACUAUAAUGGCCAAGCUGAAUUCAAUUAAUCCAAAUAUUGAUUUAUCAAAUCUUCAAAAUGAAUUAAAACAUUGUGAUGUAAAAUUACAGAAAUUUAAUUUUCAAGCUUGUUUUGAUUCAUGCGAUACUUUAACUGCUCGUUGUCUUCUUCCUAUCUAUGGUAGAGUUACUAGUGAUAUUCGAACACCAAAAGGAUCAAAAUGUGAUUGUUACCAAACUAAAAGAUUUAGGUUGUAUUCUAAACAACCUCCAUUCACUCCAAGAGGCAAUAUUAUACCUGGCCAAACUAUAUUAAUUACGGUUUCGUUAUAUCAUCCAUUUCAUUGGGCUAAGAAUCAAAUUCCAGAUGAAACAAUAACUCCUCAUUUUAAUGAAAGCAUUCAACUGUAUGACACUCAAACUCUUAAAGAUUUAAAACAGGCAUUCAAGUGUGAUAAUGUUGAUUCUGAAAUUAGUGGUGAUAUGAGUGUAAACCCUAAUAAACCAUUAGGUAAUUUAGAACUUGUUUAAAUGUUACUUAUUUAUUUUAUUUUUUUAAUUAUAUAUUAUUGCUAAUAGAAAAUGACAACCUGUAUUCUACAGUUUAUACUCUAUACAGAAAAAUAGUACAAUAUUUAAAUUUUAUUAAAAACUGAAUAAUGUUUAUAAUACAGAAUAUUUUUUCAUUUUAACCAUUAACUUAAUUAUUGGUAAAAUUUAGUGAUCAAGUAAAAAGACCGGACCGAAAAUAUUGUUUGUUUGAAUGUUACCGAUUUCUCUCAGAAAAAAGAAACAAAAUAUAUUACUGGUUCUAAUUUAUUAUUUAUUCAAUAUUUGAACAUUUAUUUUAUGUGACAACAUCUUUAACUUAUAGUCAAAUUAUGCAAACUUACAUUUUAUUCAACUAUUUUAACAUACGAUCCAUUUAGCAUGUCAGGAUUUUCCUACGCAUUAUAUAUAAAUGUAACAAAAUUUAUUUAAUCAAACUACUUUAUAUUGAGUAUUUGUGUGCAUAAUUAGUAUGGAGACUACAGAUAGUUCUUCAAGUUUCAUUCAUUAGUUAAUGUAAAAGAAAAAUCAUAUAGGUAGUUGUUUGCAUGCCUUUAAACAUACUAUUUUUUAAUAAUUUUUGUAAACUUUGUUAGAGAAAAAAUGAUUAUUUUGUGGAAAAUGCUAUUUAAAAAUGAGCAACUGAUAUAUUACUAUAUAUUUGGUGACUUUAAAAAUCUAUAUUCUAUUCAUAAUAAGAAUACACCAGUUGGUUGACGAAAACACGUCUUGUAUUGCAUACAGUUGUUGAUUAUCGGUUCGGUGAUGAGGGUUCCACCAGUCUAAUAAUGCAAGCAAACUGGAGAAAGAACUGGUGUACUAUUAUUCUAAAUAGAAUAUACAUCUGUUUCAUUAAUUUAAUUAUAUGUUUUUUUUUUUUUUUUGCUUUAGAAUUUUUAGCAAACUCUGAUAUGAAACAAGGUUUAUUCUAUAUAAACAAAAACAUUUAUGUAGACAGUUUAAAUGAUGGAUCAAUGUCAUUAAGUUAUGCAGAAACAAUGAAAAAAUGGGCUCAAUCUCAUGGGCGUUCUAUUGACAACAUAUUAUCAUUGGAUACACAACUUUUGGACUUAGAGGUGUGCAUUGGUGAACCUUACAUAUUUCUACAUUUGGGACGCUGUGAACAUUUAUUUAUAUUCAAUGAAAUCAAUAUCGCUCAAUCUAGUGAUUGUUUAGGCAAGACAAAUUAUCCAAGAAUAAUCAGUACUGCAAAAGGAAAGUUAAAGUUUUGUAUAUUUUGUAAUAAGUAUAUAGCUAGUAUUGUCAUGUUGAACAAUGAUGAUAGGACAUGUGUGACAGUAAAUCAUAUGUGUGAAACAUGUUUUUCAUCAUAUAAUUAUGAUAUUCUGGGUGAUAAAGUGGCAGACUUUAAAGCUUUUAGAGCACUUAAAUGGAAAAGGUAA